Molecule: messenger RNA, 744 nt
Organism: Sabethes cyaneus
Lineage: Eukaryota; Metazoa; Arthropoda; Insecta; Diptera; Culicidae
Exons: 1
Coding region: 1-744 (247 amino acids)
Molecular function (GO): zinc ion binding; nucleic acid binding
Source: RefSeq, a predicted model, not a curated record
AUGGAACAAACUGUUGUCAUUAGACCGAAGACUAGUCAACGAGCCGAAGUGACAAAGCUGGCUAUCCGCUCGAAACUUGACCCUACAGCCUUUUCAGUCAAGGCUGUUCGAUGCAAAGAAAAUGGGGACGUUGAUGUUCUAUGCGAAACGAAUGAUCUUGCUCAGAAAUUAGUCAAUGCUGCUGCAGAUAUCAUGUCUGAAAACUACGAAAUUUCAAUUAGGAAACCUCUGAAGCCGAGAAUAAAAAUUAUUGGAAUUUGCGGUGAAUUGACAGCUGACGAAAUCGUUCUCAAACUGAAACAGCAAAACAAUCUUCCGCUUUCCUCGAAUAUCAGCGUUAUUCGCAUCCGCAAAAAUGAGAAUUGGACUUACAAUCCACUGGUGACUGUCCUAGAGACUGAUGCCCAGACUUUCGAAACACUAAUAAACCUGCAAAGUGUCAACGUGGGAUGGGAUCGAUGCAGAGUGGUCGAAGAAGUUAAUGUUUUGCGCUGCUUCAAAUGUUCGAAGUACGGACAUAAGGCAUCUUCCUGCAAUAAUCCUUUCUGCUGCCCGAAGUGUGCUGGAGAUCAUGAAGCAAAAGAUUGUGCAUCCUCGUUCGUGAAUUGUGAAUUAACGAACAAAAAACGUAACCUUCCGAAGGAUAAGGAGGUCUGCAUCGACCAUUCAGUGUGGAGCGUCAACUGUCCUGUUUAUCAGAACCGUCUGAAGAAUGCCCGGCAAAUGGUUAACUACUCGAUUUAG